Molecule: messenger RNA, 13254 nt
Organism: Dreissena polymorpha
Lineage: Eukaryota; Metazoa; Mollusca; Bivalvia; Myida; Dreissenidae
Product: segment polarity protein dishevelled homolog DVL-3-like
Exons: 17
Coding region: 490-2937 (815 amino acids)
Biological process (GO): intracellular signal transduction; canonical Wnt signaling pathway
Cellular component (GO): cytosol
Molecular function (GO): frizzled binding
Source: RefSeq, a predicted model, not a curated record
UUACAUUCCAUAAUAUUAGUUUUUGUACUCAAAGGGUUGAAAAGAAUAUAGACGUGACAAUUCAAGAUUUGCCUCAACAUAGAACAUACAAAAUGAAUGCAAGAUGAUGGGAAACAAACUCAGUUUAGGAUCUUGCGUUUUAUGAUGAUUCACUUCUCUUAGAGCACCUGCAUCAUUAGCAGAACAUUUAAGCCUAUGAAGGAGUAGUGCUAAUUAUUUCCGAUCAUAAUACCUUUCGUUUUUUAACUAUUUGCCGACAUAUAAUUUUUCAAUACGAAUGUUAUGGUUUUAAUGAUAGAAAAUAUUGAUAAAAGUCACUUUGAAAAGAAAUUAAUCAGAAAUCAAACAAAUAUACUUGCUUCGGAAAUGAAAUAUUUACUCCUACACGGCAACAAAAAAGUAAAUUAGAAAGUAUACUGGGUCGCCAUUUUGGAAUAAGAAUACAAGGCCAUUGUCAUUUUUGGUGAAAACAAACUUCAUUCCUCCGGAAUGGAGGAGAUUAAAGAGACAAAAAUCAUCUAUCAUAUCGACGAUGAAGAUACUCCGUAUUUAAUAAAGCUCAAUAUUCCUGCAGAUCGCGUGACACUGGGAGAUUUUAAAAAUGCACUCAAUAGACCAAAUUACAAGUUCUUCUUCAAAUCUAUGGAUGAUGACUUUGGUGUUGUCAAAGAAGAAAUCAUAGAUGAAGAGCAGAGGCUACCUUGCUUCAAUGGCAGAGUGGUUUCCUGGCUGGUUGCAGCAGAGAGCAGCAAUGCUUCCGACACACAGUCCCAGUGCACGGACAUGCAGCCUGGGGACCUACACAUGCCCAUAGAGCGCGUGGGAGGCAUAGGGGACAGUAGGCCUCCAUCCUUUCAUGCCAAUGCUUCUGUUGCCAGUAGGGAUGACCACUGUGACACGUGUACAGAGACAGAUUCUCUCAUAAGCUCUCGACGGGAUGGCCGCCAUAGGAGUUCCCGCCACAGCUCUCAUAAAAUGUGCAAUCACAGCUGCUGUCAUAGCAGCAUGUCUACCUCCAGCCUCGCUCACCCAGGUCCUCGGUUGAAUGGUCACGCCAAGAUGGACCCCCGACUGAGGCGCCCCCACGGUCACUCUUACGAGUCCUCCACAAUGCUAAGUAGCGACCUUGAAACCACCAGCUUCUUCGACUCGGAGGACGACACCAUGAGCAGGUAUACAUCAAACACAGAGACCACGUCACGGUCAUCAGCCAGGUAUGGUCGCCACAAGAAACGCCGACAUAAGCGGAGGCUUCCUCCAAUUAGUCGUGCCUCCUCGUUUUCCAGUAUCACUGACUCCACGAUGUCUCUCAACAUUAUCACAGUUACCCUCAACAUGGACACUGUGAAUUUCCUGGGGAUCAGUAUUGUUGGACAGAGUAACAAGGGUGGUGAUGGAGGCAUCUAUGUGGGGUCCAUCAUGAAAGGGGGAGCUGUUGCGCAGGAUGGGCGGGUAGAGCCCGGUGACAUGAUCUUGGAGGUCAAUGGGGUCAGCUUUGAGAACAUGAGCAACGACGACGCUGUGCGUACACUGCGAGAGGCUGUACAGAAACCUGGACCCAUCACCCUGGUAGUAGCCAAGUGCUGGGACCCGAACCCCAAGGGCUACUUCACCGUGCCGAGGCAGGAGCCGGUGCGACCUAUUGACCCCUCAGCGUGGGUGGCGCACACGACCGCCUUGAAACAAGAGUACCUAAGCAGGGGCGUACCCAGUACUUCGCUUAGCAACAUGACGUCUACCAGCUCGUCCAUAUCUAGUUCAAUACCGGAGUCAGAGAGAUUUGAUGACCUGAAUCUCACUAUCAACACGGACAUGGCCACUGUCGUCAAGGCGAUGGCCUCGCCGGACUCGGGUCUGGAGAUACGGGACAGGAUGUGGCUCAAAAUCACUAUACCCAAUGCAUUCAUAGGCUCGGACCUUGUGGAGUGGUUGUUCACACACGUGGAAGGGUUUGCGGACCGGCGGGACGCGCGGAAGUAUGCCUGCAACCUCCUUAAGGCCGGCUUUAUCAGACAUACUGUGAACAAGAUCACCUUCUCAGAGCAGUGCUACUACGUGUUUGGAGACCUCAGUGGGGGAGGAAUGAUCUACCCAGAUUUUUCCACAUUGAGCCUGGAAGACGUGGACUCGGUAUCCGAAGCAGACCGUGACACUCUGGCCCCCCUUCCCCCGCCCCAGUGGAAUACCUCCUACACCUACUCGGGCUCAGGGUUCAUGCCGCAGAACAUCAGCUACUGCCCGCCCUACAGUUACACCAGCACAGAUUCUCAGAGCUUUGUUGGCAGUUUUGUAGACGGUGGGGACAGCCGUGUGAGCGGCUUGAGUGGAUUCGUCGGUCCUGCGGGCCAGGGUGGGAACAACAGCGCCAGCUCUGUACAUAGUGGGCACAGCGGCUCGGGGGUUACCCCUAAAAAUGACUGUGCAUGUAUUGUAAGCACCGUUAACAAAUUAAGUCGGCUGUGGGAGAACAAGGAUAAGCAGGAAUACCAAGAAAAACAGCAACAGCACCUUAAACAACAACAACAACAGCCCCACGGUGCUACCAAGAACUCUAGUACUAACAAUGCACCAAACUAUAACCAUUUUGCAAUGAAUAACUUUCACGGUGUUGCCGCGGGUAACCUGUCCCACAACACUUACACCCAGUUAGGCAUGAACUCCUACCCCACCCACCUGCCGGUACAUGGGGCCCGGGAUGGGCGAGAUUCAUCAAGUGGAAGUAGUGCUUCUGGAAGCAGUAGGAAAGACAAGAAAGAGAAGAAAUCUAGUCCAGCUAAUAGUGGUGGGAGCGAUACAGAAACUGUUGCUAGUUCUCGCAUGGAUGACGGAGGGUCCCGGCCUGUGGGUCUGGGCGUGCCCCAGGAUGUCAGUGCCAGUAGACAGUCCUUCCGUAUGGCCAUGGGCAACCCAUGUGAGUUCUUUGUGGAUGUCAUGUGAUCUGUGUUAGCCAAUAACUGCCUGGGUAUCAUGAACAACCAAUGAAACACUUGUUUUAUAACAGCCUGGGGAUUGUAUUGUUUUAUCAUGAACAACCAAUGAAAACACUUGUUAUAUGACAGCCUGGGGAUUUGUAUUGUUGCAUAAUGAACAACCAAUUAAAAGAUAAACCAAUGUUAAACGCCAAAACACCCUUACGAUUUAUUCUAGUAUCAUGAACAACCAAUUAAAACAUGUUAUUCCCCCAGAUGUCAUGUGACCCACUUUCAUGUGAUGUCUGUGUUGAUUGGUAGAGGAUUGUUUAAUAGGAUUGCACCAGUGUUAAUGAUGAAUAUAAGCCAAUGAAAUUGCUUGUUAAAUGUUGUGAUUUUUCUUGCUUUUUGUCUUGCAUUGAAAAGUGCAUAUUGACUGAUCUAUAGAAUUUGUGCAUUGAAACAGUAUGAUCAAUAUUGGCCAUUGGCAGGUGCUGUUAUGAAACUGUGAUUGAAUGAAUUGUAAACAACCAAUGAAAAUGUGAAUGGAAAUAAACCAAUUCUUGAAUUCAUUAAACUAAAAGCAGCAUCAGUGUUCAAGAUUUUUAUAUAAUCAGUUUACAUCUACAAGAUAAAGCAAAAAAUGUGCACAGGUCAAGGCAUAAUUAAAAAGAACAAAUUAAAAUUGAAACCCUAAAGCCAGAUGUUUUCAUUGCUUACUGUUGAAGUAAAUAAAAAUAUUUAUUUAAGGAUAAUAUUGUUUUGAAAACUGGCCUUUUUUGUAAUAACUCAAUAUGGACCAAGUAUGUGCCGUUUGUUACUACAUAAAGGAAAUUAAAAAUGUUUUGGUAGUGUUUAUAAUACAGUAGUAAAAGUAGAGACAAGUGUUAUACACCCAAGCCUUCUUAUUUAGUUAUUUGGCAGGAAGGUUUUUGCCUGCAUUACCUCCAAGUCAAGGUCACUGUUAUUAACAGCAUUAUUUCAGUAAUAAACAACAUUAUUUUAGUAAUUUUCAACAUUAUUUAAGUAAUUUAUAACAUUAUUUCCAAAAAUUAUGAAGAUACAUGAAAGGAUUAAUUAAUGCAGCGAAUACAAAUAACCAAUCAAAAACCAACAUACAUUUCAUACACCAAGUAACCAAUCAAAAACCAACAUAUAUUCCAUGCACUUCACUUGUUUUGCUGAUGUCCGCAUGAAUCAUUUUAUAUUAUUUCAAUAUUUCAAUGUUUGAGCAUUUAAUAUCAAUCUUAAUAUUAAUGUAUGAAUCUCCCUCUGGGACAAUGGGCUUUAUUGCAUGUGUGUAAAGUUUUGUCCCAAAUUAGCCUGUGCAGUCCGCCGAGGAACAACACUUUUGGCUUAGACUGGAUUUUCGUUUAGAAGAGAAUUCCUAUAAAUGAAAAAUUCUAUUAACCCUAUGCAUGCUGGGAAUUUUGUCGUCUGCUAAAAUGUUGUCUGCUGAAUUUCUAAAAUUAGCAUUUUCUUCGAUUUUUUUUUCAAAGAAUACUAUAAGAAUAGCAAACAGUUUGGAUCCUGAUGAGACGUCACGUUCUGUGGCGUCUCAUCUGGAUCCAAACUGUUUGCAAAGGCCUUCAAAAUUCAGUUCCCGCACUGAAAGAGUUAAGGGGAAUGCAUUUCUUAUUUGCCUGUGCAGAGUGCAUAGGCUAAUCUGUGAGGACUCUACGCACAUCCAUUACGCCCUGUUUUACUAGAGCAUGGCCUAUAUAUAACUUAUGAGAUACAAGUUGACGACUUUGUAAUUAGGAUUUUCAUUGGUUGGAUGUGACGCAUGAUCGUUGUACUGUGAAUGUUCUAAUAUUGUUGUCAUUCACUAAUAAUGCAAUAUGUGGAUGUAAAGCAUGAACUUGUGUUUUAUUAUAUUUUGUUCUAUUAAUCUGUGUUUAAAAAAUACUGAAAUUAUGAUGUAUGUUCUACCAUAGAUUUUAUUUAUUAAAAAAAUACUAUCCCUGAGUUUAAUUGAUUGAUUGUAUGUAAAUGUUUUUCAUUUAAAAAAUGAUUGAAGUAAUUUUAAAUCACUCAUCGUGACAAUAUUUUGUUCCAUUUUUUCAAGCAUUGAAAAUUAUAUAAGGAACACAGUUAAGGUUCAGUAUAUAAGAAGUUAUUAGGGGCUUGUGAUGUAAGCUGAUUGGAUGAUAUAAAUAGGUAUAUAAUAAACCAAUUCCUGUGUAUUAAAUGGUUGACCAGCUAUCUUGUAUGGGCAUCAUAACAGUUUGCUUAAUAGUCAACAUUACAUUUUAAUUUCAAUGUGACAAAAAGCCAUGAAGACUUGGUAUAAUACAAAAGUAAGUUUUCAUCUUGACCUUUGUGCACUUAACAAUGUGUUUUUAAAUUUGUAGGAAAACUGCUUGAAUUAUGUUAAAUGGUUUGUGACAUUAUCAGUCAGGUAUGUUAUGUCUCAGUCUGGUUGGGGAAAUACUUAAUUAUUCUGUUACCUAACCAUAAAUACAUUCAAAACUGGCAUAACUGACAAAAUGUGUACUGCAUUCUUAGACUUAGUUAUGAACUUCUUAGAAAACCACAAAAAGCAUCGGUCUGCUGUCAUAUUUAACACAAAUGUAUAGGGCUGCUGUCUGUUUUAUCAAGUGAGCUGUUCAGAAAAUGGAUACUGACACGCCCAAAACAACUCAUGUGGGAAACUUAAGUAACUUUUUAUGCUCCCAGAUCAAAAGAUCAGGGGUAUAUUUUUUUUGGCCUGUCUGUCUGUCUGUCAUUGUGUCAGUCAGUCUGUCAGUCAGUUAUUGUAUGUGUGUGUCACAAAACUUGUGCAAUAUUGAAGAUAGCAAAUUCAUAUUUGGCGUGCAUGUGUAUCUCAUGGAGUGGUGAAAAGUCAAGGUCAAGGUCAUCCUUCAAGGUCAAAUAUCGUUGUAUUUUUCGUUCCUAAAGCUUUAACCUUUGUUAAAGUUUUGUCAUAACUUUUUAGAUAUUGAAGAUAGCAACUUGAUAUUUGGCAUGCAUGUGUAUCUCAUGGAGCUCCACGGUUUGAGAGGCUUAAUGUCAAGGUCAAGGCCAUUGUUCAAGGUCAAAGGUCAAAUUUAUGACUUCAAAGCGGCCCAAUAGGGGGCAUUUUGUUUAUGACAAACACAUCUCUUGUUUUUUUAUAAUAAAAUUCCUAAACCUUUGGCUGCAGGGUUCGACACUAAGGCACGUCCGACAGACAUUGUCUAGUAAGAUCGGUGGUCGGGCUAGUAAACUGUGGGCUAGCUUGUCAUAAAUAAUACAUAAAUAAUAAAAAAAAUCUAUACUUGUUCAUAUAACUAUCCGACUGGUGGUACAUAAAUAAUAAAAAAAAUCUAUACUUGUUCAUAUAACUAUAAAUAACUGCUGUGAAAACUUUACUUUUAAUUUGUAAACUUACUAUCGUAUCCAUUAUUUACAUUUUAAAAAAACACAAGUAUAUUUAAAUAAACGCGGAGCAUUCACAUGAUUCAUCGCUAUAUUUAGACGCAAAGGAGAGCUUCCUGCAGAAAUUGCUUGUUUCAAUUGGUCAAGUUGUCAUGAGUAUUAAUGAUUUUCUGCAGUGUCGUUAAACUGUAGAGCAUGAUUUUACGACUUCUAUCUAAAUCGGUAUCGUCAAUGUAAACAUUUUUCGUAACAGACAAGAUAAUGUAAUUUAAAGAAUGGCUUUGUUCAAGUUCGGAUUUUUGUCAGACAAAUCAGUUAAUAAAAAAGAAUCCGACGCUAAACUGACACGAAACGUAAAAAUGAAGAAACACGAAAACGUCAAUUUUAUCCUAGAUGGAAAAUGGAGUCAGUUCCCAUGGCUUGAAUUUGACGAAGAAAAACAAAAAAAAGGGUUAUUUGAUUGUUUUACUCUAUGCAUAAAAAAAUCAUGUGUUCACUGAUUAUUUACUGAUAAAUCCUGAUUAAACAGUUACAUGACACAAUUGUGUUCAUUUGCUAUGUCAUUUAUGGUCUAGUAGACAUCAGGUUAGGGCUAGUACAUUUUAAGCGGAGCUGGUCCGACGGUCUUGCUGUAAAAAGAGUUAAUGUCGAACCCUGGGCUGUUGCAUAUAUUUGCUUUUGGUUUGCGACAUGACCAGUUACCCCUUUUUUUAUUUAUUAAAGAUAAGUGUAGUCCAGUCUUUUGCAGAAACACUAUGAUGCUAUUUUGACUAUGCCGGGCAUAGUCUGCCCAGUAGUGCAACAAAAUGCGACUAAGGAUUUUACUAGGAAAUGUUGAUUUUUUGUUCAACUCAAUAUGCUUAAUCUUACUUUAUUUUUUAAAGUAGAAUUUUUCUUAAGUUCUUGCUGAAAACCAAUGCAGAAAAACGACCAGUUAAGGCGUACCAUACAUAAUUAUGGGAAUCUGCAUGCACAGAAUAUGCUAUCUUAUCACUUCAACUGGUUAUCUUUAAAACUGUUUGUGUGCAAUUUCAUGAUUGUACCAAAAAUAAUAUGCCAUGGCGAUACGUUUAAAAAGUCUUACAUUUAAUAUAGACUAAGUUACAGACAUGCCCUGUUUACUUUACUGCAUCGAAAAAAAUACCUGUGUUGUUUUGAUCACCCUUUUUAACAGAGGCUGAUUAAAAGCCUCUACCCAUUAAUUUUAUGCCCCCCUUCGAAGAAGAGGGGGUAUAUUGCUUUGCACAUGUCGGUCUGUCGGUCCGUCCACCAGGUGGUUUCCAGGUGAUAACUCAAGAAAGCUUUGGCCUAGCAUCAUGAAACUUAAUAGGAACAUUGAUCAUGAUUCGCAGAUGACCCCUAUUGAUUUCGAGGUCACUAGGUCAAAGGUCUAGGUCACGGUGACCCGAAAAAGAAAAAUGGUUUCCGGAUGAUAACUCAAGAAUGCUUAGGCCUAGGAUCAUGAAACUUGAUAGGUAGAUUGAUCAUGACUCGCAGAUGACCCCUAUUGAUUUUCAGGUCACUAGAUCAAAGGUCAAGGUCACAGUGACCUGAAAUAGUAAAAUGGUUUCCGGAUGAUAACUCAAGAAGGCAUAGGCCUAGGAUCAUGAAACUUGAUAGGUAGAUUGAUCAUGACUCGUUUUAAUGAUGAAGUUGUUCCCUAAAUCAAAACUAGCAGUAGUUUUUUUAUGUACUAAAUCAGCUAUUGAACCAAUCAUUUUUCACAAAAUCAAUUUGUAAGGGUCUCUUCCUUAAGCAAAACGUGAUACCAUUAGUUAUAGUCUUCACAUUAUGUAGUAUAAUAACUUACUUUUAUAAUGACAAACAUAACACGGAAGGCUCCUGUGAAAUUAAUCUAAUUUCUAACAACUUCUGACGAAACCAUGUUGUACAGCAUGUUUGUUGUAUAUUAAUUAUUCUUUCACCUCAUAUGAGUGCAAAAUAUGUUAUAUCCUCCCAAAGUUGAAGUUAUGCCAUAUUUCACAUGAUGAUAGGCUUUUUGUUGUGGCCUUUAUGAAACUGUCAUUUAGAUUUAUAAUGUAAUUUUUAUUGCAUGUUGAACCACAAUUGUGAUAUCAUCUUGUCACAAUAUUUCAGCAGCACUAGUAAGUUCUCUUUUUUUCACCAUAACAUCAAAUUGAUAUGUGUUAAUUGUAUUGAGUUAAUGUUUUCUUAAGAUGGAUUUUUCUUUUAACAUUGGCGUAUAACUCUAAAAUAUGUAUUAAAAUAUAUAUUAGCCUUUCCACAUGAAAAUGCCGUAGAAAAAAUUGUUAAAUAUGAUCUUCACAUUAACAAAUGAAAAGCUUGUACAAGAAUAUUUCAUUAAGUUGUGGCAGUUUUGAAAAAGCUUCUGUGUAGUCAUUAAAGUUAUAGAGGAUAUUUGUUUAUGUCAGUGUAAGAUUGUUAUUUCACGAGUGAUCAUAGAAAAUAUAUUUUCACGAGUGGCGCAGCGUGAAAUACCAAACAAUCCUACACUAACAUGAACAAAUUUUCUUUUUUGCCCCUUUUUCAAGAAAAUAAUUAACAGCUGUUUCCCUUUCGCUGAAAAGUUACCCUUUCUCGGAGUUUCUCCCAUGGCGUGCCUCAAUACAUUUCAAAACAUAUAAUAACGUCAUAAGUGUGACAAAAUGAUGUCAUUAUACCACCAAAAUACUCCAGUUAAAUUCUUCACAAUGCUCUUUACAAUGUAAAUAAACGGUGAAAGAUCAUUAAAAUAAAAAGACAAUUUGUUUGAUUCGGUGGAAUGUUGAUUUUAAUUCACUUGUGAUCAUAGAAAAUAUACAUGAAAUUAUUUAUGAUAACUGCUGUUAUUUCACUGCAGGAAUGUCAUAUUUAACAUUAGGUAUAAAAGAAAUUAAAUUCUUCAAAUGCAUAACCUAUAUUACACUUUUUCAUGUAUAUAUCUUUUUAAAGUAAAAUUUAAAUAACUUGUAAAUCGUUCUCAGAAGGUUAUUUUAUUACUAGCUUUUCUGACUGAUAUUAAUUGAUUAUGUCAUAGAAAAUUGUAAUAUAAAUUUCAAAAAGCUUGUUGUCUUACAAACCUUGUUUAAAAAGCUCCAAGGGUAUCCAUUUAGCUGAGUUGGAACACCCUAACAGAAGUCGCAAAGGGUCAAAAGUUAUAAAGGGACAUAAGCCAUAAAGGCACAUAAACCCUUAGGUGUAAAUUUUUCAAUAAAAUGUAACUAUGAAAAUGCAUUUUUGCUCACUAUAUGAAUCACAUCACUUUUUGCCCAUUUUAUUCCUCAUCUCAUGGUUUGGCCUGAUGAAUUCAUGGUCUCAUGGUUUUGCUAUUCUACUUUUCUUAACAGGUGGUUCAGUCAUGGAUUUGUGACCUUAAACUUCUAGCCCUACCACAGAUUAGCUUCAAGGUGACCUUUGGAGGAAGCUGCAGUGACCUUCACCCAAUUACACAAAUUAUCCCAUGUUACUGUGAAAUGUUUUGCCAUUCUAGGCAUAAUUUAUGUUAAUAAUUUUCAUUAAAUUUUCUACCUAUUUUAUGUUUGCUGGCAAUGUGCACUUGCCUUUUUCUCCAUAUCUUUGUUAUAUGCUUUGUCUGGACUGCCUUACUGUUGAUAAUGUGCAAGUUUGGUGGUAUUGAUCCUGAUGUUGAGUUAUAAUGUGCAUGCUUUAUAUGACAAAAUUGGUUGUAUGCAACAUGAAAAGAAUGUUGUGUCUGUGAUGAACUAACGCAUGGCAUUGUAAAUACACAUCUAUAAGAUUGGUAUACUAAAUUUUACUCACUGCAUGCAUCUUAUGAAAUUUAACCUUUCAUUAAUAUGACUAGGAAAAUUGUCCAUGUGGUGACAGAAAGAUUAAUUUAUUUGAUUUGGAUCUGCUUUAUUUCUUGAGAGAAAACAAAGAAGAGUUUUUGCAUCUAUGAACUUAACACAUUGAUCAACCUAGUUUGAUGACAAGUCCAGCUUGUCUUACGCAAUAAAAUCCUUUCCCAAAAUGACGAUUUUCAAACUCCUGAUGAUAAAUGAAUUCUUGACAAUGAUUAAAGUUGUUGUUUUUGAAUGACCAAGUGCAAUGUUGUCACACAUUUUUAAGCAAUUUCUUUUCUUUUCUUUUUUUUCUUUACACAGUCCAGGCAUUGUGAUUAUGAAAGGUUGCAAAGAUAUUCUGAACCCAGUGAUCCUUCAUUCAAUGGCAUAUUGUGUGCCUUGAAGAUAUCAGUUUGCUGCUCAGAAGCGAAGUGAAAAUAAAAAUAUGCAAACAGCAUAAAACCAGAACAGCCGUCUAGUAACUCGCAGUUUCAGGUUUUGUGCCGUUUGCUUUAACUCCGUAUUAAAGGGUUAGAAAUGAAGCCUUAAUAACUUGAAUAAAUAAGAAAAGUUGUGCAAUUUAAUCUUUAAACCAACUACAAAGGUGUCAAAAUGGUUAACCAAGAAGGAAAUGAUAAGGAUUAAUACAGCUUAAAAUUGGAUUGAUUUCAUAUCAAUAUUGCAACCGUAUGGGUAAAGGUAAUAUCUAAUGUAUUGAAUUUGUUACUUUACAAUGAAAUUUAUAGAUUUGGAAGUAUAAAACAUUUGAUGUUUCCUGGAGAAAAAAAAUCAAUAUACCUCUUGUAUAUUGCCAGAUUGGUACCAUGUGCCUUCUAAUUUCAAUGUCACAUGGUAUCUUUUUGCACCAAUUGGGCGAUAUGAUAACCAGACAUUUUUGUUUAGGAUUUAAGUUUGCAACCGUCAUUGUCACUAGGCCUAGAUAUUUUUUAUUUUAACCACUUGUUCAUAGGUAUAGGUACCUGUUUUACUUACAUAUUCUUUAAACAAACACGGAAAUGUGUAGAUAAUAAAUUAUUUAUUUGUUCAUAAUAUUUUUACAGUAAUUUGUGUAUUGUUACUUGCAGUUAUUUGAUGCCUGAUUAAAACUUUUUUAUGUAUUUUACCUUUGAAAACGUUGCAGUUUAUAUAUUUAUAGUACUAUUUCAUGCAUUGCUUUUGUUUUCCAAAGUCAGAAUAAAAUGUGUGUAAAACAAAUGACAUCUGAAGUGAAAGUUGCAACAAAGGCAUAUUUGUCAUAUAUGUCAUUAACAUAAAUAAUGAAUACGAGAAUCUCUUUCAUGGAUUAUAAAACUUGACAUGAACUAGUACUCUUAUACUUUAUAAUAGCCAUAGAUUUUCUACAGGAAUUUUAAUUAUGUAAAGCCUUUUUAGAUUUGUGGGCUGUGUUAAGCUAUUGUUGUCGAACAAUUAAACUACAUUUUUAAGCCACAAACUUGUAUGUUCACAUUACAAUUAAAAGUAAUGCACAUUAGCACAUUCAUGAAAGAAAAGUUUGACUUUUAGGGCAAGUGAUUGUAAUGAAGAAAACGUUUAUUUAUGAAUUUCCGUUUUACAUAAGCAUUUUUUUCCAUGAAUUUACCCCUUUUCAUUUGGAUGCUUGUGAUCAAAUUGCAUGUACGACUAGAAUUUUAAUCAGGAGAAACAACAACUACUGUUACAUCGCUGUUGUGUGAAAUGUUUGAAUUUAUUCAUAAAUUAUUGCAUGAAUCAUUUGUGUUCAUUAAGAAUGGUUUAUGUUAAUUGUAAAUCUUGGUGCUACAGAGGUGUGUGUAUUCUGUAUUGAUGCUGGUUAAUCGUAGGAACAAAGCUUUAUAUGUUGAUUAAUUGUAUGAAAGAAGUUUUCAUGUGUUGAUUUGUUGUGGAAACAAAAUUAUUUGGUCAACUGCAAUCAAAUCAUGUCUAGAAGAUAGUAUAAAUGUUCAUGCUUUCAAUGUAUUUUAAAUAGACGUUCUUGUAACACAUUUGUCUGUGAUGUUUCUAGACAAUUAUAAUGUGAUGAUGCCCUGGGGCAGAAUGGUUUGACUUUUUUUAUUUAAAUGCCCAAACAUGUUAUAUAACCCUUUACCACUUAGAUACGUAUUUUGAUGCAUUUGUAGUCACUUAGAAAUUUAAAUUUAAUUAAAGACCUUUCUUACUAGAUUCAAGUUUCAAAGGCUUCAUUUCCAACCCUAAGAUACUGAUGAGCAGCAAACAGCAUAAAACCUGAACAGACUACCAGUUACUCCCAGGCUGUUCUGGUUUCAUGCUGUUUGCACAUAGCCAUUUUAACUUUGCUUCUGAGUGGGAAAGGGUUAAAUUGAUUGUAGUAUCAUCAUGACCAAGAUGAGUCAUGAAAUGAGCAGAGUAUUAAAUUUCAAGUAUGUACUUAUGUUGUGAAACAAUGGUCAAAUUAUAUUUUAUUGCAUUUGUAGAUUUUAAGUAGUGACAGAUUUAACAGCAAACAAAAAACAGUACAUGAACCCUUUCCCCCUCAGAAGCAUAGUUACAAUGUCUUUACAUGUAAAAAACAGUAUAAAACCAGGGGUCGUAUUUCAGAAACAUCUUAAGUCAUUUCUUAAAUAUUUUCACUUAAGAUCAAAAUUACAAUGUUUUGUAUUUCUUUACUAAAUAAUGAAAUACAUGUUUUUUUUGUAUUCCUAUAAUAAUAUUGGAAUAAUCAUGCUAUUUAAAUGUAUAUCUUGAUGCCAAUAUAUUGCAAUAUGAAAUGAAACACUUAUGAAAAUUACCAAAUUUAAGGAUAAGAAUAAAGUUUAACUUAAGAUGCUUUUUGAAUAUGACCACAGAACAGCCUUUUGUUUGGUGCUCUUCAGUUUAACCUAUUAUGAAAUGUCCUUAAUUUAAUUUAACUAUCUAACUAAGUGACUGCAAAUUGGUUCAAUGUGCACUUCUGAGAAAGAAAGGGUUUGAAACUCUUUUUGGUUAAAAAAAGCAACACCGUAACUUGUAUAGUGGAACAACAAGAAGUAUAGUUCAACAAGAAGUAUGGUUCAAACCAUGUUUUAUAGGCAACUCUCAUGAUUGUAAUCUAGGCUAUACAGUGUAUGUAUUAUAUGUGAUUUUUACCAGAAAAAUUGUCACAAUAUUUCCUGUGCAUGUAACCUUUGAAACCUGUGAUUAUUGGUUUCAGCAACUGUCAAAUGGUGUGAUCCACAUAUGUCGACAUUUCAGAGGAGAGAAUAUAAAUUUGAAAAUACACUGAA